AUGCUCGGACGACUCGCUGCGCUCAGCCUCGGCGCCAACGCAGUCCUUGGCGCCUGCCCGUACCAGAACUACGCGUCCACGUUCACGGUCAGCUACUGUGUGCAGCCCGAUGCGAUUCUCUGCAUUGUCGACAGCAACUGCAAGCCGACGGUGAUGUACACGAAGAAGAUGGACGUCUUCAAGGACUCGACGUUGACCGACCAAAUCAUCAUCAAAGACAAGGCGCAGUACCUCGCACAGCUCCCGCGACUUAGCAACACUUACAUUCAAUUCUUUGGCUCGGUGCGCGAGGUUGGCGACUUGUCCAACGACUCGAUGGUCGCGCUGCUGGACUUUCAAGGCAACCCUGGCAUCGACCUCUCCAAGGCUGCAUUUCCAUCGUCGAUGACCCGCUUGUCGCUUGCGCAGUGCCAGCUCUCGACGCUUCCGACAACGGUCCCGUACGGCCAGCUCUCGGAAUUCUAUGGGUGGGACAACAACUUUACGUCGCUCGACAAUAUCGAUUUCCGCAACGCGGUCGAAAUCAAAUUCAACAGCUGUCCGCGCCUGACGACGUUCAACAACGUGUCGGUCUCGAAUCGACUGAGCAAAUUCUACUUUGACGACUCGAAUUUCACAACAUUUCUCGUGGACCAGCCAACCUAUACGGCGCUGCAGUCCGUCCCGACGUUUGCUGUCGGCGGCAUCGAUGUCUCGGCUUCGUGCAAAGCGCCCAACACCAUCCAACCGCUCAAGACCAAGUACUCGGUGUGCGUCAUGCCAGCGUCAACACCGACGAUGGCGCCAAUCUCGUCGGCGCCCGGGACAUCGACACCGGCCGUGACGUCAUCGACGACGCAGACGGCGUGGAUUGUGGGGGCGACGCUCGGGGCUGUCGCCGUCGUUGGGCUGUGCGUCGCCGCCUUGGUGUGCUUUCGCCGCAAGCGCCGCGCGGCUAAUCCGGCGACGGAAUCAACUAUCAACCGAAGCUACGGGCGCACGGAAACGAUGGCGGGGGACACGUCGUCGACGGGACACAUGGUCAGCGCCGCCUUCAACAUGGAGGACCUCGAGCUGCUUCGACUCGACGAACGCGCCCUCGUGAAACUUCAGUCGAUUGCCAAAGGCGCGUACGGGGAAGUCUACCGCGGCGAGUACAAAGGACAAGAGGUUGCGAUCAAGUGCAUGCUCCAAGGCAAGAACUCCCGCGACGACAUCCUCAGCCUCAUUGACGAAAUCAAGCUCACGGCCAAGCUCGACUGCCCGUACGUUGUCCAGACGAUCGGUGCGAGCUGGCGCGUCCCGUCCGAGCUGCAGAUGGUCCUCGAGUGGAUGGACCGCGGUGACCUCAAGAGCGUACUGGAAAAGACCAAGCCGAAUGUGCCCGGCGGCGUCUCGACGACGUUUCCGUGGGAAGAAAAGUUUCAGACCAUGCUUGCGAUCGCCGACGGUCUCGUCUAUCUGCACUCGCUCGACGUCAUCCACCGCGACCUCAAGUCCCGCAACGUGCUCAUGGACUCGCAAAAGGGCACCAAGCUCACCGACUUUGGCGCGUCGCGCGAAGUGACGACCGAGACGAUGACGAUCGGUGUCGGCACCUACCGCUGGAUGGCGCCCGAGAUCCUCCAGGACAACCACUACACGACGGCGGCCGACAUUUAUUCGUUCGGGAUGGUCAUCUCGGAGCUCAACACGCACUUCAUUCCGUACUCGGACAUGCGCAACGACAAGGGCAAUGCGCUGGUGGACACGGCGAUCAUGAGUCGCGUGAUCCAAGGCACGAUCCAGCCGACGUUUACGGCGUCGAUCCCGUCGUGGGUGCGGACGCUGGCGCUAGAGUGCCUCCGGCCGCAUCCCGAAGACCGGCCGAGCGCGACUCUUGUUGCGCACACGAUCCGGCAGCAGCUCAAGGUCGGCCUGUAGUCGACCAGUGUACACAAUGCAAGCGUGCUUGCUUUCAUGGAAGCCUUUUUUGAUGGCAACAAACGUGACAAGCACACUGUUGAGUCGUG
Molecule: messenger RNA, 1991 nt
Organism: Saprolegnia parasitica CBS 223.65
Lineage: Eukaryota; Oomycota; Saprolegniomycetes; Saprolegniales; Saprolegniaceae
Product: TKL protein kinase
Exons: 18
Coding region: 1-1902 (633 amino acids)
Biological process (GO): protein phosphorylation
Molecular function (GO): ATP binding; protein kinase activity
Source: RefSeq, a predicted model, not a curated record